Messenger RNA from Opisthorchis viverrini, 384 nucleotides. RefSeq lists its product as hypothetical. Lineage: Eukaryota; Metazoa; Platyhelminthes; Trematoda; Opisthorchiida; Opisthorchiidae. The record is from RefSeq and is a predicted model, not a curated record. The annotation marks the transcript as partial. The transcript is spliced from 2 exons.
CAAGUAUUGUGGGCGGAAGUGAUAUCGUCCGUGGGUAUUUGGCCAAAGUCUGUCUUUCCUGUCGAACUUGGGGAGAGCGUUACUUGGCUGUUCACGCCUAAAGGGGGAUCGGAAUACGACACUGACUCUAUGAUUAGUUUUGAGAUUGAAGGAGCCGGAGUUUACCGCAUUCAGAAAACGAGAUGCGCCGGUCCAUUUGAAAAGUAUUUCACCUGUACACACAAACCACAGAAUGAGGUAUCCGUAUCAUUUACACCAACUGAGGAGAUGUAUGGGAAAGAGGUCACCAUCACAUACUACAAGGAUACAGAAUCUUUAUGGGCCAGAACAGCGCCCCCUUUGCUGCGUGAAUUGAUUCAGCUUCGUAGUGUCCAGCUUCACCAU